This is a messenger RNA of Fusarium coffeatum, 330 nucleotides long. RefSeq lists its product as uncharacterized. The transcript has a single exon. Bases 1 to 330 code for a protein of 109 amino acids. The record is from RefSeq and is a predicted model, not a curated record. NCBI's taxonomy places the organism in Eukaryota, Fungi, Ascomycota, Sordariomycetes, Hypocreales, Nectriaceae.
AUGAGCUCCUCCAUUCAGACUCUCUGCCGUGGCGCUCGCGCUGCUCCCCAAACCCUCCGUCUCGGUCUUACCCAGACUCGACGACUGAGCACCACAGAUCCCAGCCGCAGCCUUUCAAACGGCCGCGACACUGCUGUCCACGACCCAAUCAUGGACAAGUUCUGGGGAAACACUCGCGUCAACACCAUUUCCGAGUCUUCCGCUGUCGUUACCGAGACUCCCAGCAUGUCUUCCUCGUCCAGCCGAGACCCUCCUCUGGGCACAAACGUCUUUGAGCCUUCAUCCGCUCCUCGCUGGUCCGGCAUCAAUAUCCCCGCUGGACGUCAAUAG